Molecule: messenger RNA, 1167 nt
Organism: Talaromyces marneffei
Lineage: Eukaryota; Fungi; Ascomycota; Eurotiomycetes; Eurotiales; Trichocomaceae
Exons: 6
Coding region: 1-1167 (388 amino acids)
Molecular function (GO): arylformamidase activity
Source: RefSeq, a predicted model, not a curated record
AUGGCGGCUUCCAGCGACGCCAAGAUUCAAAACCCUAACUCCCUGCCUUGGGACCCCAACAACGACAUCUUCCCAUUGAGAAGUGAGUUGCCCAAGAAGAUACCGUAUCAUCCGGAUGCGCCAGAAGACUCGGCUUGGGUUUGGGGGGAGGAUGAUCACAUAGGAAGACUAAACCUCCUAACACCCCAACGGGUGUUGAGCGCCGCAAAGACGGAGAUUCGGACGGGGGAAACGGUUCGAUUGGACCUACCGCUGCACAUCCCCGUAGCACCGUGCUUCAAUCGCACGCCAGCAAUCCAUCGCAUCAUCGAUCUGGGCGGUGGUCUCGCGUAUGACGAUGUUAUCGACAAUUUGAAUCCGCAGGGGGGCAGUCAGUGGGAUGGAUUUCGACAUUUCUCGCAUUUUGCAAGCGGGUUGUUUUAUAACGGCACAAAAGCAACGGAUAUCACCACCCAACCUGACCAGAACAAAUGCAGCAUCCACUACUGGUCCACACCAGCACAAUCAGCAUCCAGAGAAAAAGCAGCAGGAGGAGGAAUAUCCGGCCGCGCCGUCUUACUCGACUACUGGACGUACGCCCAAUCCACGCCUGGAAAGUCCUACGACCCGUAUACAGGACACCCCAUAACCUUUGCCGACCUGCUCGACUGCGCAAAAUACCAGGGCAUCAAUAUCCUGCCCGCAAGCCAGGGAGGAGACAUCCAAAUCGGCGAUAUUUUGCUGGUCAGGUCCGGCUGGGUAGAUCGCUACAACAACCUUACCGACUCCCAGCGCGAAAAAGCCGCGAAACGACACAUGCACGUCUUCGAACCUUCACCCCAAGAUAUGAAACCAGAAGGAUCGCAGGAAUGGGCCGGUCUCGCCCAGGACCCUGCGACACUCACAUGGUUGCACGACUGUUAUUUCUCUGCUGUCGCCGGGGACGCACCUGGUUUCGAGCGUUGGCCGUCCCUCGAAACGGGUCCAAACGGCGAUGGGAAGGGAGGCUGGUUGUUGCAUGAAUACAUCCUUGCGCUUUGGGGUAUGCCGUUGGGCGAAAUGUGGGAUUUGGAAGGUGUGGCGGAGGUUUGUAGACGGCAGAAGAGGUCGACCUUCUUUUUGUCGAGUUCGCCGGAUAUGAUUUUUGGGGGUGUGUCGUCACACCCGAAUGCGACGGCUAUUUUUUAA